ACCACCUCCUCCUUCAUUUGCAUCACUCGGCCUGCUGCCUUGCUCAUCAUUUCCGCCCUCGUCCGGACUCUUCCCUCUCCACAGACGGCCCAUGGACGUAGGUGAAAUCCACCUCUGCAUUCAUCUGCAGUUGUGAGUCUUCGCCGGAACUGCGCAGCCGACGCGGCCUGCACUCUCCUCUUGGGUUGAGGCUAGUAGUGUCCAUCAGCGCGCUCUCAAGAAGCAUUUCCGCCAGCAUCCAUAGGCCUUCAGCCUCUGACACAGCCAUGAGAUUGCACAACCCGCUCAGCUUUAGGCCCUUCCAGGUCUCUUUCUGGACGACCAUUGUCUACAUUGCCGCCUUGGUGCCGCUCAUCUUUGUCCAUGAGACAGUGCCCUCGCCUCCAGAGGACACUGUUGCAUACGCUGGUCUGAACCUGACGAAAGCAUGGUCUGACCUGCUCGAACUGACCCGUGCGUAUCAUCCCUAUAAUAGCCGCGAGAAUGAUAGACUCCACGAUUGGCUCCUCUUGGAGCUCGAGGCUAUUCAGGCGAGGAAUGGCGCCGCAAAGUCCGACUUCGUCAUCUUCGACGACAUCGUGUCCAACGUAACGGCCUACCAACGCACUGUUGGCUCGACAGUGGGUGGCGCGACAUACUUUGAAGGUACCAACAUCAUUGUCUACAUUCGCGGCAAGGAUGACCCCGAGGGUUCCUGGUGGGAGGUGUCCAGGUCUGCCGAGGUCAAGACGAUCGGCAAAGGUGGCGUGCUUCUCAACGCUCAUUAUGACUCCGUUUCUACUGGCUUUGGAGCGACUGAUGAUGGCAUGGGCUGUGCUACCGUCCUUGCGCUGGUCGACUAUUUUUCGCGCCCUGAGAACCAGCCUCAGCAUGGCAUUGUUGCGUUGCUCAACAACAACGAAGAGGAUUGGCUGUGGGGCGCGCAAGCCUUUGCCUACCACCCUAUGAUGCCCUUCUGCCAUACAUUCUUGAACCUCGAAGGAGCCGGCGCCGGCGGCCGGGCGACCAUUUUCCGGACCACAGAUGCCGAAGUGACCAGCGCCUACAAAAAUGUCCGGCAUCCUUUUGGCACGGUCAUAUCCUCCGACGCUUUCGGGCUCGGCGUCAUCAAGAGCGGCACGGACUUCUCCAUCUUCGUCGACGCUUACGGACUUCGAGGUCUGGAUAUGGCAUUCUACAAGCCAAGAGCGAGAUAUCAUACAAACCAGGAUGAUGCCAGGCACGCUUCGCGGGCCAGCCUUUGGCAUAUGAUGAGCAAUGCCCUGGAAACCAUGAAAGCUCUUUCGGGAGACACAGGCGACACCUUCAUUGGUGAGCGGAAUGAAGAGGGCACCGGCAAAGUCGACAAUGGCCAGGGCACUACUGGAGUCUGGUUCGAUAUCCUCGGUCGGGCUUUCGCAGUGUUUGACCUCAAGUCGUUCUUCGCGUGGUCGGUGUCGCUGCUCGUGGCGGGGCCUGUCAUCCUUAUGGUCACGACAUAUGCCAUUGCUCGCUCCGACAGAUAUUAUUUCUUCUCCUCGCGAAUUCUAGCCUAUGAGGGUUCAGUUCCCGAUCCGAUCAAGCUUGGAGGCCUCAAGGGCAUUGUCAGGUUCCCAUUUGCUUUGAUUGUUGCUAGCGCUUUGACAGUGGCAUCUGCGUACUUGCUUGCUAAGAUCAAUCCAUUGGUUGUAUACAGCAACGAAUACACCGUAUGGGCGAUGAUGCUUUCUCUCUUCUACUUCGCCUUCUGGACGAUAAUGGCUGGAGCCAACUUUGCACGACCCAGUGCACUAUCCCGCGGUUACGCCAUUAUGUGGAUAUACGCAAUCAGCUGGCUGCUCUUGGUCGUCAACACUGUCUUUGAGGACAGGUUCAACAUCGGCAGCGGAUACGUCUUCGUGUUCCUGAACUCAGCGGCUUUCUUGGCUGUACUACUCGCUCUCCUGGAACAACUCGGGCUCCCCACUAAGUUGAUCUGGGCACUACAAUCCCAUCCUGACCAUCACGUUAGUGACGACCAUUUGGAGUCUGUUCCACACGCCGGUGAUUACCCGCGUUCAUCCGAUGGCAAUCAGGACACCGAAGAUGCCAGCGAGCCCACGGAAAGUAGUCCUUUGAUUCGAGGCAACAACGACAACCACCAUGGGACAACGUUUGGCGGUGGGUACAGACAGCGACACACACCCUCGGCUGCAGACGAGGAACACAAUGCCUAUGGCAAGGAGCCGUACGAGCACGAGCAGCCCUGGUCAGCAAAUCUCCCGAGCUGGCUGUGGUUCGUGCAAUUUCUGCUGCUGGGCCCAUUCCUCGUGAUCAUCAUCGGUCAGAGUGGCUUGCUACUUGUUUCUUCGGUGAGCCAGACUGGUGUUGACGGAUCCAGCCUCCUCGUACCGUAUGUCAUGACAGCGUUCUUCAGCAUCAUGCUAGUGCUGCCUGUGACCCCAUUCACCCACCGUAUCUCGCAUCAUGUUCCGCUCGUACUUCUCCUCGUAUUCGUGGCAACCCUGAUCUACAACCUCCUGGUCUUCCCGUUCACGGAGGACAGUCGGGCCAAGAUCUACUUUCAGCAAAUCAUCGACCUUGAUACUGGCGCUUCCGAGGUUACUUACAAUGGCAUCCGCGAGUAUGUCGAUAUGGUGGUGGACGAGCUGCCCUCUGCUGCGGGCAAGCCACGCAACUACACGCAAAGCGGGCGAGCCGGACUCACGAGCUGUGCGUACGACGGAUCUGCCGUCCCACCUAACGUCGUGCCUGGAGCGUCCGAUGGCAUUCCUCCGGAGAAAGGCUUUGCCGACUGGAUUUCGGUCAACAUUACGCGAGCGGAGGGCGACUCGAAAGCGCGUUUUGUGGUGGAUGCCAAGGAGACGAAGUCAUGCCUCAUGACAUUCGACAAGCGCAUUACCACAUUCCGCAUCCAAGGUGCGAACAAGCCCGAUGAGCGUUUCGCCGCGAUGCCCGAGGAUGGCGUCAACUCGAUUGGCCUGUAUCGCCGAGACUGGAAGACGCCAUGGGAGGUUGAUGUGAGAUGGGAUGGUGAGGGGGGUGACGAGACCACAGGCAUGGACGGGCGGCUUGUAUGCUACUGGGCCGACGUCAACACACCUGGUACUAUACCAGCGUACGAUGAGGGGCUGCAGUACGCACCCACGUGGGCAGCUUUGACAAAGUUUGGCAAGGGUCUGGUGACUGGGAGCAAAGCAUUCAAAGCAUGAGCGUAUGCUCUUGCACACGAUGGCAAAGAGCGACGGCUGGCGGCAGACUUUGGGGAGGGACCGGGUGCGGGCAUGACACGGCGGGACGCAUCAGGUUUGGCUUUGAUGACUUUUGAGUUGGGCUCGUUGGCCCACUUGUGGUUGUUGUCCCGCUGUCUGCUUUAGCCUGCAUGACAGCCAACGCGUGUUGGUAGGCGCAGAAACAGAUUGUUAGCGUGUACUAGUAAAUGAUGAAGCAUCUCUAGCAGGGAGUGUGGUUUCCAAGCACUUUGCUCUGCAUUGUA
Microdochium trichocladiopsis is the source of this 3475-nucleotide messenger RNA. RefSeq lists its product as uncharacterized. NCBI's taxonomy places the organism in Eukaryota, Fungi, Ascomycota, Sordariomycetes, Xylariales, Microdochiaceae. Gene Ontology annotation, molecular function: metalloexopeptidase activity. The transcript has 3 exons. Gene Ontology annotation, biological process: proteolysis. Bases 267 to 3191 code for a protein of 974 amino acids. The record is from RefSeq and is a predicted model, not a curated record.